GAAGUAGGAAAACAAGAGCGAGGGGAAGGAUUCUGGUUAAUCCAUUAGAGUAUGUACUUCAGCUUGUAGCACAGGUCCCUGUGCUUCGAUAUACACGGAGGUCGACAAUCAGGGAAAAGAAUCGAUGGAAUCUGAGAAGAGCCACGCCUGAUGACGUGGUUUUGCGUAGUAAGUUUUGUUGUAGCCGCCAGACGGCUGUGUUUUUCCACCUCCGAAAGGCGAAUGAAUGGGGGUCCGUUGUUUAAAUGCUUUUUAGCUUCCCCGCCCCUCUACCAAACGCACCACCGUGAGGGAUGCAUGACGCGUAGACAUCGUGAUGAUCGAAACACUGGAGGUGGGGGUUUAUGUCGGAGGGGUGGGGCUGUCGAGUCCAUCGUCUCUCCUGUAGUCGAAUGAAAAGGAAGUCAAGGAUUAUGUGACAAAUGGGUAUCAUAACACCGCUGUUUUCGCCGAAACACGCAAAUCGAAAGACAUAGGAGAUGCAAA
This is a messenger RNA of Aspergillus welwitschiae, 486 nucleotides long. RefSeq lists its product as uncharacterized. The record is from RefSeq and is a predicted model, not a curated record. The transcript has a single exon. Lineage: Eukaryota; Fungi; Ascomycota; Eurotiomycetes; Eurotiales; Aspergillaceae. The coding region runs from base 151 to 396 and encodes 81 amino acids.